CCUAUGACUCGCGAGUGGCCUCCGCGCGGGAGCUCUGAGGAUCCCGGCACAGAGUGCCCUCAGGACCUCGGUGCGCCCGGUGUUCCCGUCCCGCUGGCCGGCCCGGCGUGCAGCUCGCGUCCUGCGGAAGCCUGGGCUCCUGAGUCGGGGGACAGAGUUCCCCGGGUUUGCAGCGGAGAUCGCGGCGGCGCUCGGCGAGAUGCCUGGAAAGAAGGCGCGUAAGCGCGCGCCACCGAACCCCGCACGGGCGCCAGAACUGGAAGUUGAGUGUGUCACUCAGCUCAGGAAAUUGGAGCAGCUGCCCCAAGCGACCCCAGCAUCAGCAUUAACAGAGGUGGAACUUGAGUCUGGCAUUCAACUCAGGAGAUUUGGAGACAAAGUAAAUUUCCGUCAGAAACUUCUGAAUUUGAUUUCCAAACUCUUCAGUUUAGUAACUUGACUGCUUCAAAAGCCUUUGGGUGAAGGGAGUCCUUUAAAAAGGAAGUAUCCCCAGUAGGUCCAAUUUCAUCAGAGGAGAGACUGCAUUAUAAUUGAAAGGAAUGUGAAAGAGCAUUCACUUCCUUUUGGAAGUCUUUGGAAAGGGAAAACAUAACAAGUCAAAAGAUGAAUUUCUGUAGGAGGCUUCCCAGAAAUCAUUCUUUGGGAUGUGAGACCUUUGUGGAACCAUGUUUUAUUUUAAAACAUGAAUGGAAGAGCUUUAAAAAUAGGGAAGUUAUUGUUAAUGCAUUUCUUUUUUUGCUUAGAGAUUAUUCUAGUAUUUUUGUUGAAUGUUGCUGCCCAGCCUGGUGUA
This is a messenger RNA of Ictidomys tridecemlineatus (thirteen-lined ground squirrel), 790 nucleotides long. Lineage: Eukaryota; Metazoa; Chordata; Mammalia; Rodentia; Sciuridae. The record is from RefSeq and is a predicted model, not a curated record.